AUGAAAGGUGUAAUGCGAUUUGGGAAAAGAAGCAAGUUGAGCCCCAAGUUUAUAGGACCAUAUGAGAUACUAAAUCGAGUGGGAACGGUAGCUUAUCGUUUGGCACUUCCUCCUGAGUUGUCCUUUAUUCACCCAAUGUUUCAUGUCUCAAUGCUAAGAAAAUGUAUAUUAGAUUCAUCUCAGGUGAUUGAAGCACUGACUAUACCGCUCGAUGAGAAAUUGUCCUACGAGGAGGAGCCGAUGACUAUUGUUGAUAGGCAUGUAAGAAAGAUACAGUCAAAAGAAAUUGUGCUCGUUAAAGUCUUAUGGAGAAAUCAUACCGUUGAAGAAGCUACAUGA
This is a messenger RNA of Nicotiana tabacum (common tobacco), 339 nucleotides long. NCBI's taxonomy places the organism in Eukaryota, Viridiplantae, Streptophyta, Magnoliopsida, Solanales, Solanaceae. The record is from RefSeq and is a predicted model, not a curated record.